GACUCUUUCUGGCUUUAUUCUUAAAAGGACCCCUGGAGUCAGCAAAAAAGAUUAUGGUGGCAGGACCCUGAGUGAACAGUUUCAGUGGAGUGAUCAUAGCAGAAGUUGUUCUGUGUGUUUGAGGGUAUGAUGACAUGUUUGGACCACAUUGUCUCUGAAAUAAGGUUUCUAGAUUGAGAACUCAACUGAAAUACAAUGUAAAACUUCUUGGUGGACCUGUCACCAAAUUCAGUCAUUGCUUCUCAAAGUUUGUUGUCUUGACGUUUGUCUUCCUUCUGCUACAUCACUGCUCCGUGAAACGCUCAUCUUUAUCAUUUUCCUGACAGGUGCCAUCUUAGUAAGCCCCUUGUUGAUAGUUUGUUUUGAGUGGUAGCUAUCAUUACUGAUUGGGACACAGGGCAUGACUUUUUCCUUGCUGCUCUGUUCCCCUUCCUAACAUCGGUAUGGUGUGUGUGAGGUGAGCUUUUGCUCAGAAGUCAUCUUCAUGCACAGGACGUAAGUUGGCGCCAGAAUGAUAAUGUUCACAUAUGUAAGACCCCAAAAGGCACAAGUAGUUUUCUCUCUUCCUGUGCAAGGGCCAUACACUUGAGCUUGCUGGUCACAAAGGAGGGAAUUGGGCUCACACUCUCAGUCCAGCUAUCAUUGUCCCUUGUUAUAAAGUCCAGCUGCAGAUGAGAGGUUUUCCCUUGAUGACUGACUCCUUUUCUUGCUUUCAGACACUGAUACAGCAAAAUGCAGAGAAAGAACUUCACAGAAAUGGCAGAAUUCAUCUUCCUGGGAUUCUCUAUCUUUGGAAAGCAUCAGAUAACUCUUUUUGUGGUUUUCCUCACCAUGUACAUUUUAGUUCUGGCAGGGAACAUCACCAUUGUAACUGUCAUCUGCAUCGACCAUCAUCUCCACACUCCCAUGUACUUUUUCCUGAGCAUGCUAGCUAGUUCAGAGACCGUGUACACCCUGGCCAUUGUCCCACGAAUGCUUUCUGGUCUCAUUUUUCAUAACCAGCCUAUCUCCUUGGCAGGCUGUGCAACCCAGAUGUUCUUUUUUGUGGUCUUGGCCACUAAUAAUUGCUUCUUGCUCACAGUGAUGGGCUAUGACCGCUAUGUGGCCAUUUGCAAGCCCUUGAGGUACACAGUCAUCAUGAGCAAAGGAAUGUGUGCUGGGUUGGUAUGUGGGUCCUUUGGCACCGGUCUGGUUAUGGCAGUUCUCCAUGUAACAGCCAUGUUCCAUUUGCCUUUCUGUGGCUCCAUGGUGGACCACUUCUUCUGUGACAUUUACCCAGUCAUGAAACUUUCUUGCAUUGAUACCACUGUCAAUGAGAUAAUCAAUUAUGGUGUAAGUUCAUUUGUCAUUUUUGUGCCUGUAGGGCUGAUCUUCAUCUCCUAUAUCUUUGUUAUCUCCUCCAUUCUUAAGAUACCCUCAGCUAAGGGCCGGAAGAAGACCUUUGCCACCUGUGCCUCUCACCUCACUGUGGUCAUUGUCCACUAUGGCUGUGCCUCCAUUGCCUACCUCAAGCCCAAGUCAGAAAAUGCAAUAGAAAAAGAUCUUCUUCUCUCAGUGACCUACACCAUCAUCACUCCCCUGCUGAACCCUGUUGUUUACAGUCUGAGAAACAAGGAGGUCAAGGAUGCCCUACGUAGAGCUGUGAGCAGAAACAUUUCUUAACAGAUUGAAUCAUUUUGUCAGGAGACCUUUAGCCUGGUGUAAUGUGUGUCUGCUCACAAACAUGCCACGAUAACACAAGUUCAUCAAAUACAAUGUUUGUGGAGAAUAAUGUCAAAGAGUUGAAAUGCUUUUCUUUCUCAUGCUCUAGGGGAAAGGCAGAAAGCAAGGUUUUUUGCUCUGGUGAAUUUUGUUACCAGGUACAAGAAUCAUUCAAAGACAGAUUAAGACUGCUUGUUUCUAUGCCUGAGGUGUUCUGUUUGGAAACCUCUUUUGGCCCUCACUUUACCUGGCUCCUUUCACACAGUCAAGUCCUUGACCCAGUCUGUAAGGAGAUGUGGAAGAAGUCUUAGGAAAUUAAGCAGCAGAGACAGCUUGAGGAUGGCUUUCAUUCUUAGGAGUUAAAUCACUUGCCCCUUAACAGUCAUUUCAGAAAGGGUUUUCUUAGUUCUUGCUGAUUGAAAAAUGAACAGCCUCAG
Molecule: messenger RNA, 2138 nt
Organism: Phacochoerus africanus (Common warthog)
Lineage: Eukaryota; Metazoa; Chordata; Mammalia; Artiodactyla; Suidae
Product: olfactory receptor 10J5
Exons: 1
Coding region: 733-1662 (309 amino acids)
Biological process (GO): G protein-coupled receptor signaling pathway
Cellular component (GO): membrane
Molecular function (GO): olfactory receptor activity; G protein-coupled receptor activity
Source: RefSeq, a predicted model, not a curated record